AAUUAGAUGGAAAGUUUGGCUCAAAACAAUCAAAAAUAGAAGUUAACUCUGGUGUUGAAAUUGAUUUGAAUUUAUUAAAAGAUGUUGAGGUAAGCAAUUUUCAAACAUUUAUGAAUAAUGAUAUGGAAGAAAUUGAGCUGCAUGAAGCUAAGUGA
Molecule: messenger RNA, 155 nt
Organism: Entrophospora sp. SA101
Lineage: Eukaryota; Fungi; Glomeromycota; Glomeromycetes; Entrophosporales; Entrophosporaceae
Source: the annotation of a GenBank genome assembly